AAUUUUUUGUCCAAUUAGAGCUGUAAGUUACUGCUUGAUCAGCAUAGUUUCAAUAUGAUAUAUUCAAUAUUUUGUCUCAUAAAGUUUCAGCACAUUGAUUCUAAAGCAGGGAAAGACACUAAAACAAAGAAAAGAGGGAAAACAGGUUCUAGGUUUCUGCAGGGGUACCAUUCUAUGAGGACUACUUUGAAAUCCAUAGGAAGGCAAAUGGAGAUAGAAUUUUUAACUUUGUUCUGAUUGAUGGCACAUGGAGCAAUUCAGCAGCAAUGUUCAAGCGUCUAAAGGAGCAAGCCAAGUUGAUUUGGGGAGAAGACCUUCCUUGCAUAUCUCUUGCCACAGGUGCAUCUGCAAUGCAUAAACUUCGGGCAGACCUCAACCAUCAUGGGAUCGCACAUGUACGGCAGCUGCAGCCAUUGGCCUCCUUGAUGAGCUACAGUUUCUUCCAGAAUAUAGCUCCUUUGGAUUGGAUAAGCAAGCUGAAGCAUUGGAGAAUGCCUUAGUUGUUCUACUUGAAGCACUAACUGCUCGCCGCCUUCGGAUGGGCAGGUCCAUCACUCGUAGAGUUAGAUACAGUAGUAACAUCUGUUGAUGGGACCAAUGAGCUCAUGGUAAGGGAUCAAGGCCACUCCAUCAAUCUAGGUAUGGACCUUGUACAUACAGUUGUUAUGUACAGUCUUCUAUCUGGAAUAUUGUAAUUUGGUCACUUCAAAUGCUUCAACAAUUGAGUGAUUUUCAUGAGUGUGGUGUCCAAUUGUUAGUUUAGCCCCAGAUAAAUGCGUGGAACAUGCAGAUCUGGUUUCAGUUUAAGCUGUGCAGUUAUUGUCUCAGCCAGUAAAAUCCAGUUUUUGUUGAUAGUUUGGCACCCAUUUCUUGUCCAUUUUUAGACCAAUCCUUGAACUUUUUCUCACAUUAACAUCCCGUUGAUUUCUUUGUCUCUACAUGUUUCUUUUGUGGCUUCAAGGGGGAUUUUAACCACUAACUGAGAACCAACAUUGCAGUGACCAGCAGGACCAUCUGGACAACGGUUCUGACAGCCUACUUUGUCAUCCAGAACUUCGAUACGGUUAACAUUCGUGACCUUGUUAGCAAAGUCAUCCUUCCUGGGUUUUUUCUUCCCAGGAAUAUUGAUUCUGCUUUAAUGCACUUUAAGACAUCAUCCGGGUUUGACAUCUGAAACACCUGUAGAAACAAUCUGUCUGCCUUAAAAUGAUGAGGAAGACUGUAAAGGGUAAAUGGUAGAAUCCAUAGAUUUCACAGAACUCUCCAUCUGAAAAUUACGGCAAAUCGGUAUUUAUCUUUGAAUAUCUAGUUUCCAAAAUAAGGAAAUUAUCACCGU
Messenger RNA from Rubroshorea leprosula, 1336 nucleotides. The record is from the annotation of a GenBank genome assembly. Lineage: Eukaryota; Viridiplantae; Streptophyta; Magnoliopsida; Malvales; Dipterocarpaceae.